This is a messenger RNA of Vitrella brassicaformis, 1070 nucleotides long. NCBI's taxonomy places the organism in Eukaryota, Vitrellaceae. The record is from the annotation of a GenBank genome assembly.
AAACCGCUCUCUCCGUGCCAAGAUUGACCAAAAGGUUUGAUAAACUAAGUCCAGUGACAGCUAGGUCACCCCAGCUUUUGUUGUCUUUCCUCCUGACUGAUUCAUACUCCAUCGCAGCUUCUGGUCGAGCUCUGACUUCAGUGCAUAUUGAGAACUGUCUGGCAGCUCACGAGCAAUCGACACAACUAACUCCCUUCGGCCGAAGGCUUAGCAGCUGCAGCAUUGGGUGCCGCUCCAAUCACGUUGGACGCCGGAGCUGUCCCACCAGUGGCCCCUCAUUUCGUUGCCUCGCAACGCGAAUUCCACCCGUCCGCCUUGGCCGAGAGCUGACCAUCGGCCGGUCAUGAUGUAUUCUCCGCUGCCGAUGGGCCCGGCGCAGUAGGUGACGUCGCUGAAGCCGCCCGUGAAGGAGCGCGUCUUGUACUGCCCAUUACCACAGCACGUGUUGAGCGUCACCAGCGCCCGAUAGCGCUGGCCGUCAAACGCCUACAGACAAAGACAUCAUCCGCCACACGGUGUGAUCAUGAAUAAGACGUCUUGUUUGCUCUUCUCUGGGCUGGCGUCUGCCUACGAUGUAAGAGGUGUCGAGGGGGCAAGACGUGAACUCCGUCCGAGCUGCGGAGGAGAAUCUACACUGGGCCUUUGCAGACAAGGGCACGCCGACAAAGACGAGGGCGAGCAAGGCGAGCGUCUUCAUGAGAGCACUUCAGACGGUGAGAUCUGCCGAGUGGAGAGCUUCUUUCGACCCGCUUUCAGCCUUCGAGUGCAGCUUGAGCGAGGCGGAUGCCGAGAAGCCUGAGGCGAGAGGUAUAUAUACGUCUGAGUGCGAAAUCACGGGACUGAUGGCGGAACAGAUGCCGACGAGCGGGAGGGAUCUGAGGCCAAGACACAAGACACCGGGACAGAGAGUGACGACAGAGAGAAGAGAACGGUGGAAGGAGAGAAGAGAGAUCUAUCGGUGUGCGGAUGUGCUCUCAUUCGUUCGAUGUGCUCUUUCUUGUGCGGGAGAGUUAUGAGCAAACCUGCACGACCGUCGAUUUGUUCAGCAGCAGCGGUUUCAGGGAGCACCC